Molecule: messenger RNA, 3903 nt
Organism: Protopterus annectens (West African lungfish)
Lineage: Eukaryota; Metazoa; Chordata; Ceratodontiformes; Protopteridae
Product: zinc finger protein 618-like
Exons: 16
Coding region: 678-3371 (897 amino acids)
Molecular function (GO): protein dimerization activity
Source: RefSeq, a predicted model, not a curated record
UAUUGCAUGGAGCGCGCAUUGUUAACUACUACCGUGCUGGUGGUAUGUUCGGUCAAGCCUUUCGCUCGCUCUCGGCUGUGCUAGUUGAGCUCUAAACACAUAGAUCAGGCUCGCGCUAUCCUUACAUCAGUGAUGGCGGAGAUCAGUCUGUGUUACGAGAACGUACAUCAAACCUAGUUAGUAACACUCCACCUUCAAAGUGCGCGCUUCCCGCUCCCUACUUAAGAAACGCACACCGACCGGGCCUGUAGUUUCUGAAACCUACCCCCCUUCCUAAACGCUCAGGGUUCUAUACUCACCAUUCCUACCCAACAGGCAGUCGAGCUACGUCCCUAGGAAAGGAACCGCGGAUUUGGGCGGCGCGCCGAGAAAGGAAAGCUGUGCCUGCGCGCUGUUUUAUCAUUGGAUUCCCGAGAAGGACAGCUCACAAGCCAGCGGCGGCGCUCCGUCCCAACAGCCCCAUGAACCGCAGCGACGGGGGAGGAGUGAAUGACCGGAUGGUUCUCCCACCAAAGAAGUUGAGGCAUGAUGAAAGAUGCAUUAAUGACACCCUGUGUCUUGGAAAGAGGCAAUCACGAUUUCAUGUGAAAAGGUGCUGCAUAAGAAGGUGGCAACGUAAGUAGCUGCAUACCUGCUUUAGCACAGUGAAUCUGGCUUGGGGCUGAAGGACAAACAUAAUGACCUCUGAAGUUGUAAAUGUGAAGACUGAAAAGCCUGAUGAAGUACAGGACACUGUGUGGCAUGACAAGACCAAAGAUGAUUCUACUUCUGUAGAUGGCGCAGGAGAAGUACAAGCUGCAGAGACACCAGGAGAUGUACCAGCUGAGAUAUGUGUGGUUAUUGGUGGAGCUAGGAACCAGCAAGUACUAGGAGCAUAUGAAUGUGGAAUAUGUGGGAAGAAAUACAAGUAUUACAACUGUUUUCAGACCCAUGUCAGAGCACACAGAGAGAACUGUUCUCUACAGAUGAACGGAACUGCGAUGGGUGCUAGCAUGGCACCCACUCUGGCAAAUCUCUUUAGGGGAGAAUUCAAAUAUACUGAAUCUGCUUCAGGUGAGGGAAGCUCACAGGGCAAUAACUUUAGGUACACUUGUGACAUUUGUGGCAAAAGGUACAAAUAUUACAGUUGUUUCCAAGAACAUAGAGACUUGCAUGCUGUUGAUGACCCUUAUGACCAGGCUGUUAAAGCAGCUGAAGAAGCAAAGGAAGAGGAGCCCGAGCCUUUGCAAAAAAUUGGACCAAAAACUGGCAGCUACGUUUGUGAGUUUUGUGGCAAGCAGUACAAGUACUACACACCUUAUCAAGAACAUGUUGCACUGCAUGCACCUAUUAAAAGUGCGUUUUGUAGACGGCUUGAAAGUAAAGCACAAAACAAUUUUGAAGAAACUAGUUCUCAGAAUUCAGCAAGUGAACAUCUAGAUGCAGCCAAUGAGGCAGACACAUCACGAACUACUGCUUCAGAGGGAGAAAGGCAUAGUCGAUCAUCAACACCCAGAAGGUUUGUCGUCACGGGUCAACUGGAACGAUUAAUUGGAUCACACAGAAAAGAAAGUUUUGGAAAAGGAACAAUACGAUAUGAUACAGUUGGAUCAACUCCAGAACGAGAAGAGAAGUCUGACUCAGCAGGUGGGACGAAAGAACUACUUGUACGGAAACGAGAAGCUGCAAGCCCACUGAUACUAAGUCCCCUUCCUCAGGUACAAAAACCUUAUACUUGUGGAGCUUGUGGAAUUCAGUUCCAGUUCUAUAACAACCUUUUGGAACACAUGCAGUCCCAUGCAGCUGAUAAUGAGAACAGUGUUGCUCCCAUUCAAUCAAAAUCACCAUCAUCAGUCAUUUCAGAAGAAAACUGGAAACAGCAGUACCAAAGAAACUCCAGCAAUAAUGCAUACAAUAGUCUACCUGAGAAGGAGCGUCAGUAUAUUGCUGGUAAACUACUAAGGGUGAUGUGUGCUGAUCUUGGAUCUUUAAGUGUACUGAAUGGCAAAGAAUUUAUAAAACUAGCUCAAACGCUAGUAGACACUGGAUCUCGUUAUGGUGCAUUUUCUAUUAGUGAUACUCUUGGCAACUUUAACACAUUAGCUCUAAAACAUUUGCCUAGGAUGUACAACCAAGUGAAAGUAAAAGUGACCUGUGCACUUGGUAGCAGUGCUUGUUUUGGUAUAGGUGUUACAUGUCACUCCCAUUCUAUUGGAACAGAUUCAUGUUGUAUCUUAACUGCUCACCAAGUAGAAGGGAAUAAAAUAAGAAGAUAUCUUCUAGGAAUCAAAGACUUGGAUGUGAGAGAAAAUGGGGAAUAUAUUCAUCACUGGGUACAAAAUGUCCUUUCUGAGUUUGUGAUGUCUGAAAUAAAAAUGGUGUAUGUUACAGACACCAGAGUCAGCCCUUCAUCAUUUUCAAAAGCUGGAAUGUGCUUACAGUGUUCGGCUUGUGCACUGAACUCUGUGGUGCAUAAUGUACUGAAUAAGCGAACAUUGCAGGCCCGUAAUAUGCAUGAUGUUAUAGAACUGCUAAAUGUCUGUGAUGAUCUUGCAGCUUCAUCUGGCCUUUCAAAAGAGACUUGUGGUUCCAUGGAGGAAAUGACUCCCCCACCAUGUUGGAAUUCUAUUACAGACUCAUUGCUUCUUGUUCAUGAAAAGUAUGAGCACAUUUGUGAAUUCUACAACAGAGUAAAGAAAAUGAACCACAUUCAGAACUUAAAUAAACAUUUACUCAAUAAUCUGUCUUCUAUUUUAGCUCCAGUUAAGCAAGCUGUAAUAGAACUGAGCAGUGAAAGUAAGCCAACCUUGCAGCUUGUACUUCCUACAUAUGUUAAGCUGGAAAAACUUUUUACUUCAAAAGCAAAUGAUAUUGGCACAGUCAGUAAACUGUGUCAUCUCUUCCUUGAGGCUCUGAAGGAAAAUUUCAAAGUAGAAGUUGCUCAUAAAGUUGCUAUGGUUCUAGAUCCUCAGCAGAAAUUAAGACCAGUACCACCUUAUCAACAUGAAGAAAUCAUCAGUAAAGUAUGUGAACUAAUAGCUGAAAUCAGGGAAUCCAGUGCUGAUGAAGGGGAGUUUGAGCCUACCACUAAAAAAAUCAGAAGUGAAAGCAAAGCUCAGGGAGAUGAUAGGUUUGGAAAAAAUGAAGUAUAUGAGUAUUUACAAGAACCACUCUUCCAAGCAACACCAGAUCUGUUUCAGUACUGGUCUUCUGUUACUCAGAAGCAUACUAAAUUGGCCAAGCUGGCCUUCUGGCUUCUAGCUGUGCCAGCAGUAGGUGCCAGAAGUGAAUAUGUCUCAAUGUGUGAGCAGACACUUUUAAUGAAAAGAAAGAAACAACUCUCCCCAGAAGAGAUGAAUAAACUUAUUUUCUUGAAAUCAAAUAUGCCAUAAAUUGAACUGUCCAGGCUGGUCUUAAUCAGUCUGGAUAAGUAUUGUUCUAAGAUGGUGAGACAAGUUCAAAACACUGUGGUUGUCUUCUACGUUAAAGCCUUUCUUUUAAAAGGCAAAUGAAAGUAAGAGGCAGGUAACAUUUCACAGGUUAUUGUCCAAUACAUUUUUACUGAUAAUGUUGAAGAAAAAAAAAUGAGAUCGCUCAACAGUAACAGAGCUUCAGAACAGCUCAUCUAACUUGAAAUUUCUGUCUUAAUGUGGACCAUUGGACAUGAAAGGUUUUGACUGUAAAAUGUUGAAGCAUAAUGCUAGGACUUAAAGCCACAUAUGUACUGUACAUAAGCUUAUGUAUAGAAGUGGCAGCUGCUGUUAGAAACACAAUCUUUUCUGUCCUGUAGUUUAGACUGUUAAAAUUCAAGUAUUGCAAAAUAGUGUCUCCACUCCUUGCUUUGUUGGAUUAACAAAGUUUUAGCUAGCAGAGUUAUAUUUUAGUUUGUUUUUAGAAAUAAAUUGCUGCAUUAAUGAAUGAAAA